ACCAACUAUAGAAGUAAACAAUGUCACCGUUCCUUCAUCUGAAAACAUCACAAUCAUCAGAGACAAUACCUUUCUUAUUAGAUGUGACAGUUCAAGUAAUCCAACUCCGAGCUUACAAUGGACAGUGCCUGAUGGAACAAUUAAUCCUGGAAAAACAAUUAAUAUUGCUAACGUACAGACAAGUAAUGAAGGGAGCUAUCAUUGCACGGCGAAAAACGCAAUGAAUCCUUCUAGUGGUGAUAUUGUUUCUAGUAUUAAUGUCGCCUUUGUGAGCAUGAAAGUGUUAUAUCCACCGGCAACCCCAAUAUUUCGAUAUGAGAACCUCAGCGGUCCUCUUAUUGGUAACAUGUCUAUGAAUAUGGUUCUUGGUGAUACCUUUACUGUAGCAUGUAUUUCAAACGGGGAACCUGAGCCUAACUUUAAGUGGAGUAACCAGAAAAUGAAAGGUCAGAUAUUGACAGUUACGUCGUUGUCGCGUGAUUUGGCAAGAACAUGUACAUCAACAAAUGUAAUGAAGGAAUCUGUUGGAGAAAGCCGGGAAGGACAGACAAAAGCAACACUUUCAGUAUUUGUACUACGUAUGAAUUUUCACUUGUAA
Molecule: messenger RNA, 598 nt
Organism: Mercenaria mercenaria
Lineage: Eukaryota; Metazoa; Mollusca; Bivalvia; Venerida; Veneridae
Exons: 2
Coding region: 221-598 (125 amino acids)
Source: RefSeq, a predicted model, not a curated record